This is a messenger RNA of Pyricularia grisea, 1321 nucleotides long. RefSeq lists its product as uncharacterized. NCBI's taxonomy places the organism in Eukaryota, Fungi, Ascomycota, Sordariomycetes, Magnaporthales, Pyriculariaceae. The transcript is spliced from 2 exons. The record is from RefSeq and is a predicted model, not a curated record. Gene Ontology annotation, molecular function: GTPase activity. Bases 335 to 1237 code for a protein of 300 amino acids.
GCCGCGUCCAAAGUGCCAUUGUUGCGACCAGCCCUGAAAGUUGACUCGGAAGCUCGUUUAUAAUAAUCUAGAGUCGUGUUUGGGCACAGAAAACAAAGAUUUUUGGGAGAGCAUACCUACGUCGGUCGAUUCCUCGAACUAUCGAAAUCCCAACAUUUCGUCAGAGGGCUUGCUACGCCACUUUUCCCUCCAAAAAACGAUUUUGGUCCAGCCGCGUUUUCGUACACGCCAAUUUGGGCUGCCGUCCAAUACUUUUGAACGGCCAACAUCUAAACGAAUCACAUCGCAUCACAUCGCAUCAGACUUUGAAAAAUCCAACAAUAAUCUUGGAAAGAUGAGCAAAUUCGGGGUCAUGGUCAUGGGGCCCGCGGGGGCUGGCAAGUCUACGUUUUGCGCAUCCCUGAUCACCCACCUCCGUAUGAACCGUAGAUCUUCAUUCUACGUCAACCUUGACCCAGCAGCGGAAUCCUUCGAGCAUACACCAGACCUGGAUAUCAAAGACCUAAUUUCACUCGAAGAUGUCAUGGAGGAGAUGGGUUUGGGCCCAAACGGAGGGUUGAUAUAUUGCUUCGAGUUCCUCAUGGAAAACCUUGACUUUCUCACAGAGGCGCUGGAGUCCCUGACCGAAGAGUAUCUCAUCAUUAUCGACAUGCCCGGCCAGAUCGAACUGUACACGCACAUUCCGAUCCUUCCGGCCCUGGUCAAAUUCCUUACACAAUCCGGUGCUCUCGACAUAAGGCUAUGCGCCGCCUACCUUCUCGAGGCCACAUUUGUCGUUGACCGCCCCAAAUUCUUUGCCGGAACGUUGAGUGCGAUGAGCGCCAUGAUAAUGCUCGAGGUGCCACAUAUUAACAUCCUAUCCAAGAUGGAUUUGGUGAAGGGACAGGUGCGCAAGAGAGAUCUCAAGCGAUUUAUCAAUCCCGACGUAUCAUUACUGGAGGACGAUCCCGCAACCAAGGGAAACCAAACCGGUGCAGGAGAUGAGGAUAUCGACGAAGAGCAGAGGCCGCCGCAAGACACAGAUGUGUUGAUGCGCGGUGCAAGCUUUAGGCGGUUGAACAAGGCGGUAGCAAAUCUUAUCGAACAGUUCAGCAUGGUCAGCUAUUUGAGGCUUGACUCAUCCGACGAAGACAGUGUCGGCGCCAUUCUGAGCUACAUCGACGAUUGCAUACAGUUCCACGAGGCGCAGGAGCCCAGAGAACUAAAGGACGAGGAGUUUGAAGAGCCGGAAGAGUAAUGAUGAAAUGAACGAAAGAUAAUACCCAAAAAGGAGAGCAAUGAUGUAGAACAGAGCGGCAUGUUUACUGGAGAUGGGCGCACA